Corticium candelabrum is the source of this 1847-nucleotide messenger RNA. Its product is annotated as activating signal cointegrator 1-like. The transcript has 11 exons. Gene Ontology annotation, biological process: positive regulation of DNA-templated transcription. Gene Ontology annotation, cellular component: nucleus. The coding region runs from base 11 to 1744 and encodes 577 amino acids. Gene Ontology annotation, molecular function: transcription coactivator activity; zinc ion binding. NCBI's taxonomy places the organism in Eukaryota, Metazoa, Porifera, Homoscleromorpha, Homosclerophorida, Plakinidae. The record is from RefSeq and is a predicted model, not a curated record.
UCUGAAAAUUAUGUGUGAUGACUGGCUCUGUACGAAGUUGGCCCAAUAUCUUAACUGCAAUGCACACGACUUCAAAGAGACGGCAAGUUACAUUCUUACCAUGGAAACGGCUAAAGAUGUCGAGGAGUAUCUUGCGACCUUGUUGGGUGAAAGCAGCAGGGCACGUGCUCUAAUCAAAGAUUUUCUUGUCAUGUGGAAACCUCCGAAUAGGAAGCUGGAUGCAUAUGGCGGCUCAUCCGGAUUGUCUGCUGAAGUGUAUGUUAAGCCCAAACUAGAAAAUGUGACGUAUAUGCAGGGAAAAGCGCAGAAGAGAAUGGAACAACAAGAAAGAUCAGAUUUGUCUCUGAAUUCUAAAGCGACUAAUGAUUCGAAAAUUGUGAAGUCGAAGCAACAUAAUCAAGUAUGGUUGUCUGGUCAGAAUCAAAGUGUGGGUGCUUCUAGUAACAAGAAACGGUCAAAGUUUGUAUCCAUUACUAGUCCCGAUGAUGUCAGUCGCCAUUCUGUACGGCUGCCCGGGCGUCAUACCUGUGACUGUCAGGCCCAGCAACACAGUUUAGUGAACAACUGUGUAUCUUGUGGGAGGGUGGUGUGUGAGCAGGAAGGUGCGGGACCGUGUACCUUUUGUGGCACUUUGGUGUGCUCGCCGGCCGAUCAGGAGCUAAUCAAGAGUAAUUCUAACAAAGGGAACAAACUACUGGAGAAAUUGAUGAAAGUGGACCAGCAUACAGCAUUAACAUCUAAGGAGAGAGUAACGAGAACACAAUUACGAAAUGAUGAACCUGGUGUUGAAAAGGCUGUACAUCAUCGAGAUAAACUGUUGGACUUUGAUCGAACGAGUGAGAGGCGCACGUGUGUGAUUGAUGAUGAAAUGGACUACUUUGCUACUGACACCAAUCAGUGGUUGUCAAAGGAAGAAAGAGAGGCACUGAGAAAGCGGGAAAACGAACUUCGGGAGUUGAGACAUGGCAUGAGGCGAAGCCAAGUGGUAACAUUGGACUUUGCUGGACGAAGAGUGAUUAAUGAACAAGAUGCAGCUGUUAACUCAAUGUAUGACGCAAAACAGGCAGAACUUGUGCAAACCAAGAAACAGACAUCUGAUAGAUCAGAAAAGGCAAAGCAGAAAGUUAAAGAGUCUUCUCUUGAGAACGAGCUUGUCAACCCUACAAUAUCUAUGCCUCGUCCAACUUUUCAGUCACCAAACGUGGAAAAGAAAAGCAAACCUUCUACAGUCAGUGGAAAGAAUCGAAGGGAUAAUAUGGUAAGAGUCAAUUUAAGAAUCCAAGACAAAGAACUGCAGGAAAUGAGAGACGAAGGGCUGUGUCUAAGCAUGCAUCAACCGUGGGCAUCUCUCUUAGUCUUUGGAGUUAAAAUACACGAGGGCCGUUCAUGGUACACUGCACACAGAGGACGACUUUGGAUAGCUGCCACCGCUAAAGUUCCAUCACCAGAAGACAUAGACAUGAUUGAAAAUGAGUACAGAGCUUACUAUCGAGAUGAAAACAUUUUGUUUCCGGAUUCGUAUCCAUCAAGUUGUUUACUUGGUUGUGUCGAUGUUGUUGACUGUUUGUCUGAAGAAGACUAUCGUAAAAAGUUUUCUUACGGUGAAUCAGCGUCUCCAUAUAUGUUUGUGUGUGAGAAUCCAAAGCAGCUAGUCGUUCGAUUGCCAGUUAAAGGACAACACAAGAUUUGGCGUCUUGAAAAACAGGUCCACAUGGCUGCAAAACUAGGAGUUCGACUGAGAUAACUGUCAAGUUAAUUAACUUAAAUACAAGAAAUACGAAUUAGGUUACUGUUAUUGAUAUCUGAUAUUAUUUAGUGACAAGAGUUCUAUUUGUUGAUUUACUGCA